This is a messenger RNA of Oncorhynchus tshawytscha (Chinook salmon), 848 nucleotides long. RefSeq names its product olfactory receptor 52D1-like. The record is from RefSeq and is a predicted model, not a curated record. Bases 9 to 848 code for a protein of 279 amino acids. Gene Ontology annotation, cellular component: membrane. The transcript is spliced from 2 exons. Gene Ontology annotation, biological process: G protein-coupled receptor signaling pathway. Gene Ontology annotation, molecular function: G protein-coupled receptor activity; olfactory receptor activity. NCBI's taxonomy places the organism in Eukaryota, Metazoa, Chordata, Actinopteri, Salmoniformes, Salmonidae.
UUCAGGUGAUGGAAAAUUCAUCAGCAGUAUCAUCCAUCAUACUGUCUGCAUACUUUGGAAUGGAGGAUCUUAAGUAUUUGUACUUCAGCAUUUUCCUUAUUUUGUACAUUGCAAUUGUUGCUGAAAAUGUCAUUCUAAUUGGAGUAAUCUACACUGAGAAAACAUUGCAUCAACCAAUGUAUUUCCUGGUGUGUAACUUGGCAGCAAAUGGUCUCUAUGGUAGCACUGCGUUGCUGCCAGCACUGUUGAAAAAUGUAGCUUCCCACCCUAGUGAGGUAUCUCUAGCCAGCUGUCGAACACAGAUCUAUUGUAUACAUACAUAUGCUAUUGUUGAAUUUACAAUUUUAGGAGUGAUGUCUUAUGAUAGGUAUGUUGCUAUAUGCCAUCCACUGCGGUAUCAUACCAUCAUGUCUCUGACAAAAGUGUAUAAACUUGUAGCAUUCACCUGGAUUUACCCUUUGGUAGCAUUUCUCAUCUUUUUCAUUAUAACUCUUCAACUGAGAUUUUGUGAUAAAACUAUAGAUAAAUUAUACUGCAUCAAUUACUUGCUUAUAAAGCUCUCCUUCUGUGCAUUAUCUUCCAAAGAAUCCAAACUCAAAGCACUGCGAACUUGCACUCCACACCUGUUUGCUAUUAUCAACUACUUUGUGGGUUGCUACUUUGAAAUAUUGCAAAGCCGAUUUGACACAAGUCAUUUACCUUACAGAACUCAAGUGUUUAUGUCACUUUACUUUUUGAUAUUCCCUCCCAUUCUUAAUCCAGCAAUCUAUGGGUUAAGUAUUCAAGCCAUAAGAGUGAAGCUGUUGAAACUUUGUUAUAAUAAGAAUAGGAUAUUGUCAAUACAGUAG